Molecule: messenger RNA, 1806 nt
Organism: Mesorhabditis spiculigera
Lineage: Eukaryota; Metazoa; Nematoda; Chromadorea; Rhabditida; Rhabditidae
Source: the annotation of a GenBank genome assembly
AUGAACAACCUUGGAUAUCAGAUCCAGUCGAUGUUCAACCGGCUUCAGACGGCACUCACAGGAGCUCAACAAAACAACCGUAUCCUCGAAGAUGUCUUCACCCCUGGAGUUUCUCAACUCACCCUCAGUCCAAAGACCCGACGGACAUUUGAAAGAAUCGUAAAAUUGAUGGAUGAGGUGUGCAGGAAUUGCCAAAAUCCAAGAUUGAACCUGAAAAAUUCCCCACCCUUUAUCUUGGAUAUCCUCCCCGAAACGUACCAGCUCCUCGUCUCGAUCUUCAAAGUGGAACCGGAAAUCCUCCGGGACAACCUUUAUUUGAGGACAUUCUUCGAAAACGUUUACGCGAAAUGUAAGGGGAUGUUAAAACUCUUCCGAACGAAUGCCAUCUAUGAAGAUAACACCCAAGAACGAAGAAGCCUCACCAAAUAUUCCCUCAUAUUCAGCCAUAUGCUAUCAGAAUUAAAGGCAAUAUUCCCUGCUGGUCAGUUUGUCAGUGACAAAUUCCGAAUCACAAAGAAAGAGGCCGCCGAUUUUUGGGAGCUCUCUUUCAAGAACAGCAUUCUGGUGCCAUGGCCGGAAUUCCUGAAAGAAUUCUCGAAAGUGCAUAGGAUCACGGAUUUGGAAGCGGAAAAGCUGAAGAAAACGGUCGAUCUCACCGGCAACGAUUAUGUAUCGAGUUUUGAAUUUGACGUUUUUACCAGAUUGUUCUAUCCGUGGAAGUCCAUUCUCCAAAAUUGGCAGCUUCUCACGACGGCCCACCCCGGUUUUGUAGCCUUUCUAACAUAUGAUGAGGUGAAAAAGAUGUUGGAAAAGCUGACGAGUCGACCGGGAAGCUAUGUAUUUCGCCUUUCCUGUACCCGGUUGGGACAAUGGGCCAUCGGAUAUGUUGCACCGGAUGGGAAGAUCUACCAGACAAUUCCGCAAAAUAAAAGUUUGAUCCAGGCGCUUAUCGAGGGAUCAAAAGAAGGAUUUUAUCUCUACCCCAACGGCCAGACCAAAGACAUUGACUUGACGGGCUCGCUGGAGAGUAUGCCAGCCGAUAGAAUACGGGUUACUUCGGAUCAAUAUGAGAUUUAUUGUGAAAUGGGUACGACGUUUGAGCUGUGUAAAAUUUGCGACGACAAUGAGAAGAACAUCAAGAUCGAGCCUUGUGGUCAUUUAUUAUGCCAGCAAUGCUUGACUAGUUGGCAGGAUUCCUCAGAGGGUGGUAACUCAUGUCCAUUCUGUCGAUACGAAAUUAAAGGAACGUCGAGAGUCGUCAUCGAAUCUUUCGCGCCCCGAAGCGAUGCCAGGAAAAUGUCAAAAAUUAGCCAGCAGCGCUCCCUACGAUGGUCUCCACCUCCCGACACUUGCAAUAAAGUGGCACUUGUGAAGCUCCGUUCGUCGUCGGACUCCGCUGCGAGUGAGCCGCCCUUGGCUGAGAAUCCCGUGUCUACGCGCUCCUAUCAGAGCAUUGUGCUCACCGAACGCCCAUUGGAUGAGGUCUCAUCCUCGUCGCAGAGGAGCAGCAAAUUGCAACCAAUGAUGGGUACCGCUAUCCUAUCCGCCAGAGAAGACUUCCGACAUCGCCGAGUACAGGACCUCGAGUUCGACUCGCCGGAACGAAGGGAUUCGGAUGAGUCAACGAGUGCUGGCCCGCCAAUUCCGCCCAGAAAGUCAUCACCGGUGGUAGAACCGGAACUUCCGAUGGCACCGCCACCACCACCUCGGCCGCCCAAGACCACACCGAAAAUCAAAGAAGGACCCGUUUACGUCAACGUCGCCAAUGACCCAGAUGCCGGCACGACAUCAUCUACCGCAUAUCCA